UAAUUUUCUAAAUCCCUGUACCAUUUUCAAUUGACAUCGAACCCCUCUCUUCCAGUGUCGCUUUCUUCGAUCGACCACCGCCGCCGGCAGCACUGCAGUCGCCGUCCGACGAGAAUCCUUUCGAUUCUCAAUCUUCGAAAUCCUUAGUCUCUGCUUGAUAACGGCAACCUGUUGUGACGUUUGUCGCCUCCACGAGUUGGUUUAACCAGUUGAUAGAGAUGGAAUAUGUAAGCCCUGAAGGACUUCGAUUAGAUGGUCGCCGCCCUAUGGAAAUGAGGCAACUAUGUGCUGAGAUUGGUGUCGUUGCCAAAGCAGAUGGUUCUGCUAUGUUUGAGAUGGGUAACACAAAAGUCAUUGCUGCUGUCUAUGGUCCUAGAGAGGUUCAAAAUAGGAGCCAGCAAAUUACUGACCAAGCAUUGGUGCGCUGUGAGUACAGCAUGGCUAAUUUUAGUACUGGAGAUCGUAUGAGAAAACCAAAGGGUGACAGGCGAUCAACAGAGAUAUCUCUUGUUAUUCGUCAGACAAUGGAAGCAUGCAUAUUGACCAAUUUAAUGCCUCGUUCUCAGAUAGAUAUUUUUGUACAAGUUCUACAAGCAGAUGGAGGAACUCGAUCUGCAUGUAUUAAUGCUGCAACAUUAGCUCUUGCAGAUGCUGGGAUUCCAAUGCGUGAUAUUGUUACUUCCUGUAGUGCUGGAUACCUCAAUAGUACUCCUCUUCUUGAUUUGAAUUAUGUUGAAGAUAGUGCUGGAGGUCCUGAUGUCACUGUAGGCAUUCUACCUACAUUGGACAAAGUUACUCUCCUUCAGAUGGAUGCUAAGUUACCAACUGAUACAUUUGAAGAUGUCAUGCAACUUGCUACUGAAGGCUGCAAGGCAGUAGCAAAUUAUAUUCGAGAAGUACUACUAGAGAAUACCAAGCAGCUGGAGUGUCGCCGGGGUUCAUAAUUGAUAAUUACAGUGG
Messenger RNA from Pistacia vera, 960 nucleotides. Its product is annotated as exosome complex component RRP41 homolog. Gene Ontology annotation, biological process: poly(A)-dependent snoRNA 3'-end processing; U4 snRNA 3'-end processing; nuclear mRNA surveillance. The record is from RefSeq and is a predicted model, not a curated record. The coding region runs from base 219 to 944 and encodes 241 amino acids. Lineage: Eukaryota; Viridiplantae; Streptophyta; Magnoliopsida; Sapindales; Anacardiaceae. Gene Ontology annotation, cellular component: cytoplasmic exosome (RNase complex); nucleolus; nuclear exosome (RNase complex). The transcript has 13 exons.